CCCCAGCGAGCCGCGCAAGUGGCGCGGGGGUCCCGCCCUUCCUGCCUGGGAGGGAGGAGACGGAGGAGGCGGCCGCAGCCGGACGGGAAGAUGGCGGACCUGGAGGAGCAGUUGUCUGACGAGGAGAAGGUGCGUAUAGCAGCGAAAUUCAUAAUUCAUGCUCCUCCUGGGGAAUUCAAUGAGGUGUUCAAUGAUGUUCGGUUGCUGCUUAAUAAUGACAAUCUUCUCAGGGAAGGAGCAGCCCAUGCAUUUGCACAGUACAACUUGGACCAGUUUACUCCAGUAAAAAUUGACGGUUAUGAUGAACAGGUUUUGAUAACAGAACACGGUGAUUUGGGAAAUGGAAAAUUUUUGGAUCCUAAGAACAAGAUUUCAUUUAAAUUUGAUCACUUAAGAAAGGAGGCUACUGAUGCUAGACCCCAUGAAGUUGAAAAUGCCAUAGAAUCUUGGAGAAAUUCAGUUGAAACAGCAAUGAAAGCAUAUGUGAAAGAACACUACCCAAAUGGUGUCUGCACAGUGUAUGGUAAAACAAUUGAUGGACAGCAGACCAUUAUUGCAUGCAUAGAGAGCCAUCAGUUCCAAGCAAAAAAUUUUUGGAAUGGCCGUUGGAGGUCAGAAUGGAAGUUUACAAUUACCCCUUCAACCACUCAAGUGGCUGGCAUCUUGAAAAUUCAGGUUCACUAUUACGAAGAUGGUAACGUUCAGCUGGUGAGCCAUAAAGACAUACAGGAUUCUCUAACAGUGUCUAAUGAAGCCCAGACAGCAAAGGAAUUUAUAAAAAUCGUAGAGGCUGCAGAAAAUGAGUAUCAGACUGCUAUCAGUGAGAAUUAUCAGACUAUGUCAGACACUACCUUCAAGGCCUUACGUCGACAAUUGCCAGUUACCCGCACCAAGAUUGACUGGAACAAGAUCCUUAGCUAUAAGAUUGGAAAAGAGAUGCAGAAUGCUUAAAGUGAACAUUGCAUGACUGGAUCAUUUUAGUGUCCUUGUAUACAAAUAAGAAUUAUUACAAAAAGUAUUUGGAACUGUCAAAUCACCCAGUCAGCAUGGGCUUUUGCCAUUGAAAAUCACUGUAAGUAGUUUGGUUAGAGCACAAAGCUUAGCAAAUUGAUAUUUUUCCCUUUUCUUUCUUUCUUUUCAGAGGGUUGUAACUUCAGUAUAGCUGAAUAUCUUCCUUUAGAGUUUCUCUUGUACCUUUCCUUUUUUUUUUUUUUUUAAAUAAUGAAGAGACCAUGCCUUUAGUUUUUGAUCACAUGUUAAGAACAGUUUCAAAAAUAUUUUUGCAUAUGACAGCCCUUUCUCAUGCUUUCAUGUGAAAUGGACAACUACCAGAAUUUGCCGGAUUCCUUGUGGAAAUCAGUAAUGUGCAGUUCUAGGUCAGUGUUGACAUGGAGUUAGCCAUAGGUGCUGUUUUUUAAAUCACCUGUCCUUUCAUUAUUUGCAAAAUUGGGAAAAGCAUUUUCUGUUCUGUUUAAAACUUUGAGAACACUUAUUUAGCUGGCUCUGUGUUAACAAGAAGAAAACAUUUUUAAAGGGAAGGCCAAGGUCUAAUGCUGUUUCAAGAUUUUGAAAUUAAAUAAAAAUACUUAUUUCAGAAAUGCAUUUAAUGCUCUGUUCCUGACAGUUACUUAAAUGAGCUCAAACUCCAUCUGCCCUUGAGGUUUUUUUUUAUCAUAAAGCCACAAAUGUAUUAUAACAAGGCAUAUUGUAAUAUAUAAUCCUGUACUCAUUACUGUGUCUGUCAGUUUAUUUUUUUUCUUGGAUUGAAAUGUACUAAAAUUCAAUGUGACAUUAAAAUGCAAAUUUUCUAUUUAUUUGAGUAUCAGAUUACUUCCUGAUGAAUCCUGGUUUUGGUGUUUCUAUGUAAUUUUUAAAUCCUGCUUAAAAUAGCCAGAACUUGUAGCCUAUUCUCAAUUUAUUUGGAGGUUGUUGUAAUACCAGCAUCCAUUGUUUCCAUCUGCAUUUAAGGAACAUCUACAUAUGGAAGUCUACUUAAAACAGGUAUCCUUUAACUUCAUAUUGGCUACAGAGGAUGGAAGAAAUUAACAGGACCGAAAGUAAUGCAUUUGUCUGGAGAGUACUUUCCCUGUCCGAUAUAUCUUAUUGAAAAUGGACAUCAGGUACCUAAAAACACAGACUUACUAUAAUGCUGUAUAACACUUCUGUGAAAUGCAUGGACUUCACUUUUAAGUGGAUAAAAGCCUAUUUUUAAAUAUGCUACCUAAUUAUGGAUGGAAAAUUAAACAGCAUUUUUUAAAAAUCAUUUUUCUGUAGAAGGCAGAUAUUUAUGCACACUCCUAAACCAGGAAAGCUUACACAAAGGUUUUAUAUCUGUUUACAGCAUGAUCCAAUUAAUUACCUUAAACUGGUAAGUUGCAGCAUAGCAAGAGAAAGAUUCUAGAAUUGUAUUGAGUAUAAAAAUGUGUGUACAGUGUUGUUUACUGUUCAAAUUGUAAUAGCAAUACCCCUAUAUUCUGUUCUUCAGUGCUGUCUUAUAAAGGGGUGUAGAAAUUGCUGCUACUUUACAGUUUUAAACUGUAUAGCAGAAGAGUGGGAUUUGUUCUACCACAGUCUUCCUGGAUAGUUGCCCUCUUAAUUGUCUUUGUAGAUCAGCUUUUGAGCCCUGGUGUUUUUUAAAAGAAGGCUUAUAAAAGCUGUGUGUGAGCUAAUGACAGAUGCUGGGUCAAUGUCAAGUCAGUCUGUCAGUCUUAGAACUAAGAUCUAAAUACAAACCUUGUCUGAUGAACUUCUUUAACAUACUUAAGAACAAGAUGAAAACAAAAGACAGGGAAUGGACAGUUAGGAGAACUGUUAAUGGGCAACAACAUGCAAAUAACUGUUAGAAUAUUGCUUAUGACCAGAAUCAGCACUGGCUGAAAGUCAGAAUGCUAUUUUUCUUACCUGAAAUAGAAAGCUAGUUUUAAAUAUAUUCCUAAUAAAGAGGUAUUUUACUGUGAAGUACUCUAUUACUGUCUCCUCUGUUUAUUCAGUCCCAGUCUGAAUUCCGUAUCUUCAAAGAAUAGCAUCCCACAGGUUCAGUUCCACCAGUAGAGAUAAGUAGAUUUGUGUUACUUGUAUUUUCCUUCAUGUUAAUUUU
Dryobates pubescens (Downy woodpecker) is the source of this 3097-nucleotide messenger RNA. It is a transcript of the gene CAPZA2, whose product is annotated as capping actin protein of muscle Z-line subunit alpha 2. The transcript has 10 exons. The record is from RefSeq and is a predicted model, not a curated record. Gene Ontology annotation, cellular component: actin cortical patch; F-actin capping protein complex. NCBI's taxonomy places the organism in Eukaryota, Metazoa, Chordata, Aves, Piciformes, Picidae. Gene Ontology annotation, molecular function: actin filament binding. Bases 91 to 951 code for a protein of 286 amino acids. Gene Ontology annotation, biological process: barbed-end actin filament capping; actin cytoskeleton organization.